UUGCAUCCGGAACAUAAAAUUCUUUCCCUGAUAAUGGGAAUUGCAUAGCAAUACUCUCUCGCUGUUCUAUCUUCUUUGUUCUUACCGAAGCUUCGGUUUUCUUUUUUGUCCUUCCCUAUGCAUGCAAAACAGGGGAGUGAACAUCUACUUCGACUCCUCCAAUGUCGUACCACUCAGCCAACACAAAUCAAGCAAAUCCAUGCCCUCCUCAUCACCAAUGGCCAUCUCCUCUUCACACCCACCCAAUGGACGAGCACUCUCUUGUUCAAUGCGCUCAUAAGAGGCUACUCCAACUUUGGCCAGGCUCGCAAUUCCCUCCUCCUCUUCACUCACAUGCUCGCUCAGCAAGCGCCACCCAGUGAUCUCACCUUCACUCCCCUCGUAAAAGCUGCAGUUUCGUCGGCUUCAUUAGGCACAGCCCUUCAUGCCCAAAUGGUCAGACGAGGUGUGUCUGGCGACCCGUUUGUCCGAGUGUCGUCCAUUCAUUUCUACGGGCGAACUGGCGAGCUGGCCAGUGCGUGUCGGGUGUUUGAGGAAAUUCCCAAGCCAUGCGUUGUGGCAUACAAUGCAAUGCUUGAUGCGUUUAGCAAGAAUGGGUUGAUAGACUCUGCUGUUUCGCUCUUUUCUAGAAUGCCGGGGCGAAACGUGGUGUCUUGGACUAGUGUGAUUAAUGGGCUUGGUAAAAAUCUGCGUUUCAGAGAGGCCCUUGAGUUUUUUCGAAACAUGAUGGUUCAUGAGGAUGUAAAGAGUGGUGUGGUGAAACCAAAUGAAGCUACCUAUGUUAUCCUUCUUUCUUCAUGUGCUAAUUUUCCUGGAGGAGGUGCACGUGACUAUGGGAAGCAAAUACAUGGAUAUGUUGUCAAGAAUGACAUUGGGCUGACAGCUUUCUUAGGGACAGCAUUGAUAGAUUUCUAUGGCAAGACAAGUUCCUUCAGAAAUGCUAUAAAAGUUUUCAAUCAAAUGGGUGUCAAGGAGAUUUGCACGUGGAAUGCACUGAUCUCCUCCCUUGCUUGUAAUGGUGAAGAGAAAAAGGCUCUUGCUAUGUUUGAGCAGAUGAAGAUGAAAGGUUUGUGCCCUAAUGAGGUAACUUUUGCUGCGGCUCUAACGAGUUGUGCACGUGGAGGAUUUGUUGACUCUGGUUUCGAAUUGUUUCGAUCUAUGGUUGACGACUUUGGGUUGGUACCUGUGAUGGAGCACUAUGGAUGUAUGGUUGAUCUGUUGGGCAGAGCAGGACUUUUGAGGGCAGCGAUGGACUUUGUAAAGAGUAUGCCUUUCGAGCCUGAUGCUUCUGUUUUGGGGGCUCUGUUGGGUGCCUGUAAAAUUCACGGAGCUAUCGAUCUUGGAAAUGAUGUAGGGAGAAGAUUACUUGAGAUGCAGCCACGGCACUGUGGACGAUAUGUUAUAUUAUCGAAUAUACACGCAGAGUUGAACAAGUGGACUUCUGCUGCUGAGCUGAGGAAAGCAAUGGAAGGGCUCAAAAUUCGGAAAGUUCCAGCCUUUAGUCUGAUUGACUCCCUCUAGGAUAUAGUGUCACUUCUACAUACUGGUUUUACCGUUUUGUCCUUGAAGAGAUCCACAGAGUUCAACUCCUUUAAACUUUUGCAUUGGAAAAGGUGAACAUAGUGUAGAUCAAUCUGACUUGUUUGAUUUUGGAAUUGAAUGAUCGACCUAUUCAUACAACAAGAAAUAGCCUGUCGUAACUGCUAAGGACAUUCUGCAGCACAUAAUAUUCUCUAGGUGUUUGAUCGAACAGGAAGGUGUGAAUAACUGCAAUUUGAUUUCUCCUUCUGAAGCAAGAGCUUAUACAAGGAACUUCGUCAAUUUGCAGAUUUUUUUUUCUCUAAAGCGUCAAAGCCUGUAGGAUACAGUUUGAAGCGCUUCCUCCAAUCUCGGUGAUCAUAGCUUUAUGAAGUUUACAUACUGAAAAAUUUUCUAAGCUGCUGGCCGUGGCACUGAUCAUCAGCGGAGGGAGAAUAGGGUGACAAGUCCUCCACUUUCAUAGUGUGGAGGUCAGAAAAGCAAUUCAGAAUAAUUGAUCUUCAUC
Molecule: messenger RNA, 2044 nt
Organism: Rhodamnia argentea
Lineage: Eukaryota; Viridiplantae; Streptophyta; Magnoliopsida; Myrtales; Myrtaceae
Product: putative pentatricopeptide repeat-containing protein At1g10330
Exons: 2
Coding region: 118-1521 (467 amino acids)
Biological process (GO): RNA modification
Molecular function (GO): protein binding; RNA binding
Source: RefSeq, a predicted model, not a curated record